Theileria annulata is the source of this 1731-nucleotide messenger RNA. RefSeq names its product T-complex protein 1 subunit, putative. Lineage: Eukaryota; Apicomplexa; Aconoidasida; Piroplasmida; Theileriidae. The record is from RefSeq and is a predicted model, not a curated record. Gene Ontology annotation, cellular component: chaperonin-containing T-complex. Gene Ontology annotation, molecular function: ATP binding; ATP-dependent protein folding chaperone; ATP hydrolysis activity. The transcript is spliced from 8 exons. The coding region runs from base 1 to 1731 and encodes 576 amino acids. Gene Ontology annotation, biological process: protein folding.
AUGAGUCAUUUAAUGAACUUGCCAAUCCUUGUAUUGAAGGAAGGCACCGAUACAUCUCAGGGUCAGGCCCAAAUCAUUAGUAAUAUUAAUGCCUGCCAAGCAAUUGUUGAUUGUGUCAAGACUACUCUAGGCCCUAGGGGAAUGGACAAGUUGAUACACACAGAAAAUGAUGUAACAAUAACUAAUGAUGGUGCUACGGUUUUGAAAUUGCUCGAUAUCACGCAUCCAGCUGCCUCAGUCCUCGUUGAUAUUGCCAAAUCACAAGACGAUGAAGUUGGUGAUGGUACAACUUCAGUUACUGUUUUAGCAGGCGAAUUAUUGAAUGAAGCUAAAGCUUUCAUAUUGGAUGGGAUAAAUCCCCAGGUUAUUAUAAAAUAUUAUCGUGAAGCUUGUCAAGUUGCUUUAAAUCUCAUUGAUAAAGUUGCAAUUAAUCUAUCAAACAAAUCUUCAAGUGAUAAGAGAGAAUUAUUGGUGAAAUGCGCUGAGACCACUUUUAAUUCAAAGUUGUUAUCCGGUUAUAAGACUUUUUUUGCUGAAAUGGUCGUGGAAGCAGUGGCGACUUUGGAUGAAGAUCUGGAUGAGGAUAUGAUUGGCGUAAAGAAGGUGACAGGCGGUUCCUGUGAGGACUCGCUCCUGGUCAAGGGUGUCGCAUUCAAGAAGACCUUCAGCUACGCGGGAGCAGAACAACAACCGAAGAAAUUCAUUAAUCCAAAGAUUUUGUUACUUAAUUUGGAAUUGGAACUGAAAUCCGAAAAAGAGAAUGCUGAAAUCGUGAUUAAUAAUCCACAGGAAUAUCAGAAGAUAAUAGAUGCAGAAUAUCAGAUAAUAUUUGAGAAGCUUGAAAAUGCAGUGAAACUUGGAGCUAACGUAGUUCUGUCUAAAUUACCAAUUGGUGAUUUAGCAACACAAUAUUUUGCAGAUAAGAAUGUAUUUUGUGCCGGCCGUGUAGAUGAAAAUGAUCUCAUAAGAACUAGUAAAGCCACAGGCGCAUCUAUUCAAACUACUCUUAACAACCUUUCAGUUGACGUCUUAGGAACCUGUGGCGUGUUUGAGGAGGUCCAAAUAGGAUCUGAACGUUAUAAUAUGUUCACAGAUUGCAAGAGUGCAAGUACCUGCACCAUAGUGUUGAGGGGUGGAGGCCAGCAGUUCAUUGAUGAAUCUGAACGUUCACUCCAUGACGCAAUUAUGAUCGUCAGAAGAGCAACCAAAUGUAACACUAUUCUACCCGGCGCCGGCGCCAUUGAAAUGUUGCUCUCAACAUAUCUCCUACACUAUUCACUCAACACAAUUAAUCCCACAGACCAUCUCAGCACCACCAAUGGUAUCAACCAUGUCAAUGGCACUAACGGAGUGAAUAAGAGUUUGGUGGGAAAGAGGCAUAUAAUAAUGAAUGGUUUUGCGAAGGCUCUGGAGUGUAUCCCAAGGAACUUGGCCACCAAUUCUGGCUACAAUUCAAACGAUUUAUUAUCAUUACUACGCAAUAAAUAUAAUAAAUUACAAAUUGUUAACGGAGAGAUAAAAGUUAAUAAUGAAGAGAAUUGGUAUGGAAUCGAUUGUUACAAGGGGAGUGUAUGUAACGCAUACGUGGAGUGUAUUUGGGAGCCAAGUCUGGUGAAAAAGAACUCGAUUUACUCAGCAACCGAAGCGGCGUGCCUUGUUCUCUCAGUUGACGAAACUGUCAAGAACCAAUCCAGACAACAAUUGCAGGGCGCUCUACCACAACCUAGAUAA